This is a messenger RNA of Alosa alosa (allis shad), 933 nucleotides long. Its product is annotated as taste receptor type 2 member 114. Gene Ontology annotation, cellular component: membrane. The transcript has a single exon. Bases 1 to 933 code for a protein of 310 amino acids. Gene Ontology annotation, molecular function: G protein-coupled receptor activity. Lineage: Eukaryota; Metazoa; Chordata; Actinopteri; Clupeiformes; Clupeidae. The record is from RefSeq and is a predicted model, not a curated record. Gene Ontology annotation, biological process: G protein-coupled receptor signaling pathway; sensory perception of taste.
AUGGUCCUACCUGAAACAAUCAUCUACCAAACUUUCCUCUCAGUGGUAACACUAACUGGCAUUUGCAUGAACAUGUUUUUUGCCUUCUGUAUGCUUUCGGAUGAGCAGAGGAGUCUCAAGGCACCACUACCGGUCCUCUUAGCCACAGCAGUGUUCCAUAAUAUCCUCCUGCAAGUCUUGCUACCAAUAUUUACUUUUAAAGAAACCUGGGAGGUUAACAGUAUCAUUGUGAUUUCGGCGCUCAUCAUUCAUUUCGGGGCCUCUAGCAUGUCUUCCAAUGUGUGGCUGAGUAUUUUCUACUACACCAAGAUCGUGUCCUCCCAAAACAGAGUCUUCGUCUGGGUUAAGAGAAACAUCAACUCUGUGGUGUAUGCAGGGCUGAUCGUGGACAAGAUCUACCUGAUGCUUUUCACCAUCUCCGUCGUAGUGCCCAGCUUCCUGGCCACUCCUGCCAACGUCUCAUCUCUGGCCAAUACAACAGCUGGCCUUGAGGACAGGUCAGUGUGGAAUUCCAUACGAAAUGUCUUCAGACGUGUUCACAUAGGCUACUUGCUCACGUUCAUCUGGUUGAUGAUGUGGGUUUGGAGUUGCACCCUGGUCUACAUCUGCAGGCAUAUGAGGAGUAUGGAGGGGAGCAGUAGUCCAUUCUCCAACCCCAAGCUGCUUAGUCAACUCCGAGUGGUGGCCCAGGGCAUCGUGCAGACCGUCCUGUAUGCUAUCAGUGCUGGGUCGCAGCUCAUCGGUCUCUUUUCAUAUUUUGUGGUAUUGGAUGUCCAGGACCGUGUGUUUUUGUACAACGCUUCAAUAGCGGUGUACACUUUGGGGACAACCAUCAAUCUGGGACUGAGCCAGCACCUGUUCAGACAGAGAGCAGUCAAGGUUAUGACCACAGUUACAUCUGGGGACGGUUGGAAGUGUAAGAAAAGAGUUUGA